CCCGAAGAGAUCGGAGGCUAGCGGAUCUCAGCCCCCCAAGGUCAUCCCGGAGACUCAUCCAGUCCCCUAACAACAUGGCGGACGAGAGCAGCGACACGUUACCGGCAGCGCCGCCCGCACCCAGUCCAGCGGCACCCCCGGUUCGACGCCGCUCCUCUGUUAACUACCGCGCCUACGCCACUGAGCCGCACGCCAAGAAAAAGUCCAAGAUCUCGGCUUCUCGGAAGCUGCAGCUGAAGACCCUGAUGCUGCAGAAAGCCAAGCAGGAGCUGGAGCGAGAGGGCGACGAUCGGCGCGGGGAGAAGGGCCGCGUGCUCGGGGAGCGCUGUGCUCCCGUGGAGCUGGCCGGGCUCGGGGUCGCCGAGCUGCAGGAGCUGUGUCGGGAGCUGCACGCCAGAGUGGACAAGGUGGACGAAGAGAGAUACGAUCUGGAGGCCAAAGUGACCAAGAAUGUCAGCGAGAUUGCUGAUCUGACCCAGAAAAUCUUUGACCUGCGGGGCAAGUUUAAGCGGCCCACGCUGCGGAGGGUGCGGAUCUCAGCGGACGCCAUGAUGCAGGCCCUGCUGGGGGCCCGAGCCAAAGAGUCCCUGGACCUCAGAGCUCACCUCAAGCAAGUGAAGAAGGACGACACGGAGAAGGAGAGCCGAGAAGUGGGAGACUGGAGGAAGAACAUCGACGCUCUGAGCGGGAUGGAAGGCCGGAAGAAGAAGUUCGAAGGCUGAUGGGCGGCAGCCUCCCUCUGACAAACCCGGGCCCGCGCCCAGCCUUGAAUAAAGUUCUCUCUGAGUCGGG
Messenger RNA from Antechinus flavipes (yellow-footed antechinus), 792 nucleotides. It is a transcript of the gene TNNI3, whose product is annotated as troponin I3, cardiac type. Bases 75 to 722 code for a protein of 215 amino acids. The transcript has 8 exons. Gene Ontology annotation, cellular component: troponin complex. Gene Ontology annotation, biological process: muscle contraction. The record is from RefSeq and is a predicted model, not a curated record. NCBI's taxonomy places the organism in Eukaryota, Metazoa, Chordata, Mammalia, Dasyuromorphia, Dasyuridae.